Messenger RNA from Ostertagia ostertagi, 1521 nucleotides. The record is from the annotation of a GenBank genome assembly. NCBI's taxonomy places the organism in Eukaryota, Metazoa, Nematoda, Chromadorea, Rhabditida, Trichostrongylidae.
AUGACCCCUGAGAAAGCGGUCCGUGCUUCAAAAGACUUCAACGACAUUGAAAGCAAGACCUACGAUGACAUUCCUCCGAAAGCUCCAUCCAGGAAUCAAACAAACAUGAUCGAAUCAAUCAACUUGCCUCGAAGGAAACUAUUAGACACGGGUACACAGAAAGCAUAUUCUGUAGAGAAUGUCAACGAGGCAAGGGGCAAUGUUGGUGUGUUGCUGAAAACGGAUAAUGCUGCCGGAUUCGGCAUGAACAUCCAGGGCAGCAUGAAUGAGGGCAUCUAUGUGAAAACUAUCGUCCCAAUGGGUGCAGCAGACCAAACCGGCAAUAUUCUCCCUGGUGACCGCAUAAAGUCAUUGACUAUCAACUUCGAUAAUAUGGUGUAUGAAGACGCGCUGACGUUGCUGAGCUACGCUUCGCCGUACAAAGUCAAGUUUGAGCUCGAACGAAAAGUUGGAAACCCCACCACCGAUGGAGUGACGACACAUGUGGCAGGUGCAAGGAUUCAUCCGCUGUUCCGUAGCAACACCUUGACACACAUUCACUUCAAUCCAAUCGGAGCGACGCGACCGUCAUCGUUCGAGAACCCCAUUCACAGUGAAGUUCCAAAGGUGGAAGAGGAGCCGGUGAAAGAAGUCAAGCAGCCGGAGGUUCAUGAAAAGGAAGUCGAGAAACCACAUGUGGCAGAACCUGAAGAAAGCCCUCCACCAACAAACCCUCCUGAGCUCGCCCCAUCAGCGGUGAUCAGUGAGGUGGCUGACAGCACUACUAUAGAUACCGACUUGUCAAAGAUGGAGAGCAGCGACUACGCUUCGGACAACACGUCAGAGUAUCGGGAGAGUGAGAAUGAAGGCUGCGGGAACGGAAUCCAGCCAGCAAUAGUCGAACCUCCUCCUCCACCACCAUCACCACCUCCUCCUGUUCAGGAAUCUGUCACUGAACGCGACGGCAUGCUUGUCAGUUUAUGUCAUUUCCUUGAAAUUACAGACGUCACUGAUCUGCCUGUAGAGAAGGCACCAACGUCGACGGUACCGGUGUCACCUAAAGUGGAGCAUUGCAAAGUUUUGCCACCAAAAGUAAAACCGCCAGUAGCACGGUCACCGUCUCCCAAACUGAGACCUCCGCCACCGAAAGCUCCCUCACCAGCGCCGUCGAUGAAGGCUUGCCAGCUUAGGAAGAGUCGAGAGGAUUGCAGCCAUGCACGAACGACGGAAGACUCAUCCGGUCCUCCGGAGAUUGUUGAGGCGAGAGUGUCGCGUAUACCGAAACGAACGGAUAGCAUAAAAACGCCAAUCAUCGAAAGAAAAUUGCCUCCAUUGCCAAAAUCUGUAACGCAGCGUAGUCAUAGUGCUGAGGAAAAGAGUCGCGAGGAUGUGUGGAGUCGUCUGUACACGGACAAGAGAAACAUGCUUCGAAAGACACGCGAUGUCGAUUCGGCUAGAGCUUCAACCGCAGAGCACGACAUCACCACAACGAUGGCCUUCGCCUUUGCCAUCACCGUCAGGACAGCUUCGUCCUCCCACUGA